This is a messenger RNA of Pyrenophora tritici-repentis Pt-1C-BFP, 2239 nucleotides long. RefSeq names its product ARG80, Regulator arginine metabolism. Gene Ontology annotation, biological process: positive regulation of transcription by RNA polymerase II. The record is from RefSeq and is a predicted model, not a curated record. NCBI's taxonomy places the organism in Eukaryota, Fungi, Ascomycota, Dothideomycetes, Pleosporales, Pleosporaceae. Gene Ontology annotation, molecular function: DNA-binding transcription factor activity, RNA polymerase II-specific; protein dimerization activity; RNA polymerase II cis-regulatory region sequence-specific DNA binding.
AUGGGUCGCAGAAAGAUCGAGAUCAAGGCCAUCAAGGACGACCGGAACCGCUCCGUCACCUUCCUCAAGCGCAAAGGCGGCCUAUUCAAGAAGGCGCAUGAGCUCUCUGUGCUGUGCUCGGUAGACGUUGCCGUCAUCAUCUUCGGCCAUAACAAGAAGCUGUACGAGUUCUCGUCUGGCGACAUCAACGAAACCAUUGGCCGGUACCAAUAUUAUGGCGGCGCACACGAACACAAAGGUCCAGAGGACUUUAUGGGCAAAAAGGACGGCGACGACGACGAUGAUGAGGACGAAGAGGGCGGCGCGCUUCCACGCGACUCGCACACCCCACCCGAGCAUGCCAUGAUCCCUCCUCACAUGCAACACUCGCAAUUCCAGCACAUCAGGCAUGGCGCCCCGUCCAUGUCACCACCCAUUGGGAAUGGCAUGCCCUUUCAGCAGCGAGGACCCUCGCCGCAACCUCCCCACCACCUCUCGCGACCAAACUCGAGAGUCGGCCACAUCCGCCGGCCCAGUUCAAACCUCGCGCCUCCGCAGCCGUACCCGUCGCAAGCACCGCCGCCGCCCAACAACUAUGCUUACAUACCAAAUCCUCCCUUUUACAACCCCCAGGCUGCCCAGCAGAUGGCUCCCAAGCCUCAACCCACACCCCCAGCCACCCAGUACCAAUUCACACACCCCAUGCCCACACAUUCGCAGGUUCAAUAUAUGCAACAUGAGCAGCAACGCCGCCAAUCAAUGCCACCCACGUUUCAACAGCAGCAACAGCAACAACAGCAGCAACAGCAACAACAGCAGCAACAUCAACAGCAGCAACAGCAUCAGCACCAGCAAGAACAGCAAGCACAGCAGGCGCAAGCUCAAGCACAGGCUCAGGCACAAGUAGUACAGCAGCAACAACAACAACAACAGCAACAGCAACAGCAACAGCAACAGCAGCAGCAACAACAGCCGCCGCCGCCGCCACCUCCACAAGUGUCUCAGCCACAGCCAGAGCGCCCGCAACCACCCACUUUAACGGUCCCAUCUCCGCAAAAUGAUUUCCAAAGCCCGCCUCUGCCACAGCCAAAGCCUCUUCAUGCGUCCGCUAGGCACAGCAUCUUCACGCCCAUUGAUGACAGCCAAUCCAUGCUUGCAGCGCAUUGGGGAAGUAGCAGCAGCAGCAAUAUCAAUGCCAACGCACCACGCGGAGACAUUCCUUUCAUCAAACAGGAGAAUCGUUCACAGUCCAUUGACGUGGCUUCCAUGUCGCGGUCGCAACCAAACGGGGAGCCUAAACCUCAGCCCCAGCCCUCACCAUUGUCCAUGCAGCAAGUGCCACAACGAACACAAUCCACGUCUUCAAUGCCAGCCAUCCCACCGCCAACGCGAACCAACAGUCUGCGCAUGGGUGAGAGUAAGCCGAGACUGAGAGUGCAGAUCCCUAGCGAACACUCGGAUGCUGGCAGUGCUACUGCCGACUCCUCUCCAAAGGAUUCUGGCACAACAGGUGCAACCCCUGGACGAAGCACUGAUGCAUCACAUUCUUCUGGUGUCGUCUUACCGCCUCCUUCACCCAGCGCCAACUCACUACUAAGUGCUGGUGCGACUGGUCCCCCGAAUCCCUUUGCUCGUCCUCCACCGCCAUCGAACAGUAAUUCGUAUGGAAGUCGCAAUGAUAUGGAAACCCCAAUCUCGGCACUUCCCAGCCGUUUUGUUGAGAACGGACUACUUCCCUCGCCUUCGAGCUUUUACCCCGAGUGGGGUUUUGGCCGCGACUCCAACAUGCUGCCAAGUCCCUUGACAUUCCAAACACCAGUAGCCCCGAACGGACCGAGUUUCGCGCGCGAUGACUCUGCAGAUCGUAAGCGGAAGACGUCUGACCAGGGCUCAGAUGAUGGAAGUCAGAAGAGGGUCAAGACUUGAGCGAUUUCUUUGCUCGUGCAGUUGUGCAGCGCUGUAUUUGUACUGGCAUAUGUUUGGUUUUACUCUUCAUCUUGUUUGGUAUUCACUUGAGAGCUAGCGACGCUCGAUGCAUACCUUUUACCCAUACAUUCUUGAUUUUCUGUAGGUUUUGGCAGGGGCGUUGGAUACCCACGAUAUUUUGUCCUCACUUCUGUUCACAAUUUGACGAUUGCACUUAUGGUAUUCUUCGGCAUACCAAACCAUUGCAUGAUGACGAAGAAGAAGACGGGUGGAGAGAAGCGUAAAUUCUUUUUUUGUAGAUAAUCAAAUGACAAGUCGGAUGUUGUCCAGAAAA